Molecule: messenger RNA, 222 nt
Organism: Linum tenue
Lineage: Eukaryota; Viridiplantae; Streptophyta; Magnoliopsida; Malpighiales; Linaceae
Source: the annotation of a GenBank genome assembly
AAAGCUGGUUCAAGAAGCAAAGAAAAGAGGCAAAAACUACAGAGAGACCCAGCCAGCCAAAGGAGAAGAACCCCUUUUACCAGCCAGCCAGCAAAAGAAGAGAAGACCCUUUCAAUUAUCUCUCUUUUGCUUUUGCUCUUUUUCUUUCUUGUUUCUCUACCUGGCUUUCCUAUAGAAGGAUGGUGUUGGUGGAAGUGGAGAGAGGUGGUGGGUUCUUUCUGG